UCAUUACCCAAAGACAGUUCACUAUUUAGUCUGUGGUGUACCAAUAUAGGCCAAAAUGGAUCGAGUGGUAGUGCUGGUCGACAUGGACUGUUUCUAUGUCCAAGUUGAACAGAGAUUGAAUCCGGAGCUGAAAGGACAGCCAUGUGCAGUGGUGCAGUACAAUACUUGGAAAGGAGGAGGAAUCAUAGCCGUUGGAUAUGAAGCAAGAGCGUGUGGCGUGACGCGUCAGAUGAGAGGGGAUGAAGCCAAAGAAAAGUGUCCAAGUAUUGUGCUGUGCCGAGUACCGGAGGUUAGGGGCAAGGCUGAUCUGACGAGGUACCGCCAGGCGGGUGCAGAAGUUAUCGAAGUACUCUGCAAGUUCAGUAAAUGUGUGGAGAGAGCAAGCAUAGACGAAGCCUACAUUGAUGUGACGACGGAAGUGGAGGCCCGGAUGAAAGAACUCGCCCAGAUAGAAGAUCAUCAAUUGCCAAAUACUUUCGUCGUCGGUUGGGAAGGAGAUGAAAAAGACAAAGCUAAAGGGACUCCUGAGGAGCAACGUGCAAUGGGUAUGAGGAAUUGGUUGAGGUACCUGUAUGAGAACCGUGAGGUCACGUACCACGAGCAGAGACUGACUGUAGCUGCGGUGAUGGUGGAGGAGAUUCGACAAGCUGUCUACACAGAGACGGGCUUCAGAUGUUCAGCUGGCGUAGCUCAUAACAAGAUGCUGUCGAAGUUAGUCUGUGGAUUUCACAAGCCUAAUCGCCAGACUGUCCUGCCUCAGUCAUCUGUGCAGAAACUUUUCCAGACAUUACCGGUUAGGAAAAUACGUCAUUUGGGAGGUAAACUUGGUGUCAGUCUGGUUGAGCAGCUCGACAUUGAGUUCAUGGAUGAUAUUCGUAGGUUUUCUGAUCAGCAGUUGAAACAACUAUUUGGAGAAAAAACUGGGUCAUGGUUGUACGAGGUUUGCCGUGGCAUUGAGAAUGAGCCAGUGUCCGCUCGUCAGCUGCCCAAGUCGAUUGGUUGCAGUAAGAACUUCCGAGGCAAGACCGCCUUGGACACCAAGGACAAGGUGAAGCACUGGCUCGGGGAACUCUGUGGAGAGCUCGAGGAGAGGUUGACAAAAGAUAAAGAAGAUAAUUGUCGCAUAGCAAAACAUGUGACAAUCAGCAUACGAUACAUGGCUGACCCGCAACCGAUCACAGCCUCCAGGUCAUGUGCCCUUUCUACGUACAGCGGGAAGAAGAUAGCAGACGACGCCUACCUUCUGCUGCAGAAGUUUAAUACUGCUCCUGUUCACCAGAUGGCGUGGACACCUGUCAUCAUAUGUCUUGGACUGUCAGCUGGGAAGUUUCAAGAUUCACUGGAUUCGACCAAUGCAAAUAUCACUAGUUUCAUGUCGCAAAACCCAAACACGAGCGCGUUCUUUGGCUCUAAAAUGACACCUUCGCCCGGUGUGGACAAAAAGGAGAAGAGGGGUAGUCUGGUGAGUCUUUUUAGCCAAGCGAGAAAGUCUUCUGUUACGUCCAACGUAGGACUUGAUUGUGACUCAGAGGAGGACAGCAGUGAGAUUGUUCCUGGUUGUUCUAGGCAUGAAAAGACGUCUUUGGAUGAGAGUUCUAAUAUGAGUGAUGGAUUAAAAACAACUAGUGUGACGGACAAAUCGAAUUCGACGCCAAAAAAAGGAAAGUCAAAGUCAUUCUUUGCCAGUUUUAUGGCAAGGAAAGUUGGUAGUUCUGGAUCAAAUUGUGAACAUUCGUCACUGGAUUCUCUGGGCGUUGACAACGAGUCUGAUCCUGUUACUGUGAUAAAUGGUGCUAUUCAUUCUGAAACUGCCCUAAAAGAGGGCGCCAGUGCCGAGGAUUGCUCUGAAACUGAUAACGAUUCUUGCCUUCCGGCAAAAGCAUGCGCUGCUUUGAAGGGAGAUGCCAGUCUGAACAGUUUAGAAAACGUUGAGCUGGCUUCUAAGCAGCAAGGGGUCAGUUCAAAGAAAAAGGCAAAAUCGUUCUUUGAUUCGUACAUGUCAAGAAAAGAUAAUCGGGAAUUGUCAGAUUUAGAACAGGAUGUUGUUUGCGAGAAAGGGUGUUCUGUCUUGAGUAGUGAUGUGAUAAAUACAUCUAGUUUAAGGACUAAUGUCACAUGUUCUGAGAGAGGGUCAAGAGGGGCAAAAAUAUCCAAGCAUGUUGUAAAAGAUGUAGCACCUGUGGCAAGCAUUAGCGCUCACAUAGAAUCCACAGGCUCCAUAACUGAUGCAAUUGAUGAAGUAGACUCUGUUAGAACUAAAAGUGCAACGUCGGUAGUGACUUUAGGUACUGAUGAAAGUUCCAAUGAUUCCGUUUAUAGCGCAUAUUCUGUCGAUGAAAUAGACAUGGGUGUGUUUGAUAGUUUGCCAUGGGACAUACAAGCCGAGAUUCGUGAGUUUAAUAAGAGGAAAAUACUGGAGGAGAAGAAAAAGGCAAAAGGUUUGAAGAAGUUCUUUCAGGAUGGUUCAAAAUCGAAAUCUGUUGUGAAGAUUUGUAAAAGUGUCAGUAACAAUGUUGAGAAGUCGAGUGCUGUAGGUCGUAAAUCUGACACCUCUGACGGUGAUUUGCAUUCAAUAGAUAAAGGUUCUGAUAGUAUUGUUGUAGGUUCUCAGGAAACAAUUUCUAAUUCACAGGUGACCGAGUUAUCUGCUAGUGGUGUACACAGAAAGUACGAAACUCCUCGUUCUAAAUCUAAAUCUGGCAAAAAUAAGAUCCAGUCUGUUCCGUUGGUUGUUAUAGAUGAUGAAUCAUCAAAUGCGGUGUUAGGUGACGAGGCAUCUAAAAAUGUUACUAUAGCAACUGAUGAGGCAGCUAACAGUGUUACUAUAGCAACUGACGAGGCAGCUAACACUGUUGCUAUAGUAACCGAUGAAUCAAAAUGUCCAAAAUGUGGCCAGAUGAUCCCAGCUUGGGAUUUGCCUGAGCAUGAAGACUACCACUUUGCUUUAGAUCUACAGAACCAGACACAGGGCCCACCGCAGCAAAGACUCAUGAAUUCUAGUGGUCCUAUCAAACGGAAAGGUAGUACGGCUGCUCAGAGCCAUAGCAAGAAAGCUAAGAAAGGGAAAGGUAUUGGGGCGUUGGAUAAGUUCUUUAAACAUUAAGAAUGACAGGGAAAGAUUGUACAUCUACAAUACGAUAUUUGGUCUUUGGACUAAAAAUUUGGGACGUUCCAUUUUAAGCUCCAACCCUUGAACCCUGGGUUCUGGUGAUGAAUGACAGGGAAAGAGUGUACCGGUACAUCUCCAAUGGUACAACCCAAUUUGUAGAGCCAUUCAUUGUAGAUUGUGUCAUCUUGACAAAUUGGAUGAAGAAGGAAAACCAUGCUCUCGGAGAUGAUCUGAUAAUUUCAAGUAUAACCUUUCUAUGAAGGACACCUUCUUGACUGACAGGUGCUAUCCUUAAUAGAGAGGUGUCCUGAUUAGAGAAGUUGAAUUGAACGGAAACAACCAAUUUGGGACCAGAACUAUUGUCCUUGAUAGAGAGGGUGUCUGCUUAGGGAGGUUCCAUUGUCUGAGGAACUUAUCAUUUUGUCAAUUAAUGCCACUAUUUCUUAUAUUUCAAAAUUUUUUCAAUGUUUUAUCAAUAACGCUGCCUGUUCUUUGAUGUACACUGCAAGUUUGAGAGCUUUUUCUCUCGCAUACGGUAUUUUAUGCGCUUGUACGAU
Molecule: messenger RNA, 3666 nt
Organism: Lineus longissimus
Lineage: Eukaryota; Metazoa; Nemertea; Pilidiophora; Heteronemertea; Lineidae
Product: DNA polymerase eta-like
Exons: 9
Coding region: 56-3103 (1015 amino acids)
Biological process (GO): response to radiation; error-prone translesion synthesis
Cellular component (GO): nucleus; replication fork; site of double-strand break
Molecular function (GO): damaged DNA binding; DNA-directed DNA polymerase activity
Source: RefSeq, a predicted model, not a curated record